AUGCGGCACGUGUGUGCCGAAGACACUGAGUGGACGCCCGUCCCGUGCGUCGGUUCCCUGGAUGUCUGCUCUGAGUGUGGGAGAAGAUUUGGCUUCAAGUCACAUCUGAAGAACCACAUGAGAAUCCACACAGGAGAAAAACCUUUUAGCUGCUCUGAAUGUGGUAAAGCUUUCACUGAAAGGGGACACCUGAAGACACACAUGAGAGUCCACACAGGAGAGAAACCUUUUAGCUGCUCAGUCUGUAAUAAAUAUUUUACACUGAAUGAAAAUUUACAGAAACACAUGAGAGUCCACACAGGAGAGAAACCUUUUAGCUGCUCAGUUUGUAAUAAAUCUUUCACACUGAAUGAAAAUUUACAGAAACACAUGAGAGUCCACAGAGGAGAAAAACUUUUCAGCUGCUCAGUCUGUAAGAAAUAUUUUACACAGAGAGGACAUUUACAACAACACAUGAGAAUCCACACAGGAGAGAAGCCUUUUAGCUGCCCUGAGUGUGGUAAAGCUUUCACUGAACGUGGAACCCUGAAGACCCACAUGAGAACUCACACAGGAGAGAAACCUUUUAGCUGCUCAGUCUGUAAGAAAUCCUUUACACAGAGAGGAAAUUUACAAAAACACAUGAGAAUCCACACCGGAGAAAAAAGAUUCAGCUGCAGUGUUUAUAUUGUUGAAGUUGUGUUGAAACUGUGUUGA
Perca flavescens (yellow perch) is the source of this 696-nucleotide messenger RNA. Its product is annotated as gastrula zinc finger protein XlCGF8.2DB-like. The coding region runs from base 1 to 696 and encodes 231 amino acids. The record is from RefSeq and is a predicted model, not a curated record. Gene Ontology annotation, molecular function: DNA-binding transcription factor activity, RNA polymerase II-specific; RNA polymerase II cis-regulatory region sequence-specific DNA binding. NCBI's taxonomy places the organism in Eukaryota, Metazoa, Chordata, Actinopteri, Perciformes, Percidae. Gene Ontology annotation, biological process: regulation of transcription by RNA polymerase II. The transcript is spliced from 3 exons.